Messenger RNA from Debaryomyces tyrocola, 357 nucleotides. The record is from the annotation of a GenBank genome assembly. NCBI's taxonomy places the organism in Eukaryota, Fungi, Ascomycota, Pichiomycetes, Serinales, Debaryomycetaceae.
AUGUCAGCUCCAAUCAACAAGGAAAAGGUUCAAGAUCAAGAACAAGAAAUUCUUAAAAUCAGAAUUACUUUAACUUCCACCAAAGUUAAGCAAUUAGAAAACGUUUCUGCUAACAUCAUCAGAAAUGCCGUUCAAAACAAAAUUGUUAAGAAGGGACCAGUUAGAAUGCCAACCAAGGUUUUAAAGAUCACCACCAGAAAGUCUCCAAAUGGUGAAGGUUCUAAGACCUGGGACACCUACGAAAUGAGAAUCCACAAGCGUGUCAUUGACUUACAAGCUGAAGCUUCUAUUGUCAAGAAGAUCACUCAAAUCACCAUCGAACCAGGUGUGGAUGUCGAAGUCACCAUUGCUGCUUAA